UCAAAAGUGCAGACUUCAUGCACCAGUCAUAACAAAUAAAGAAGCGAGGUUCCUUGGCGCCUGCGUACACGCCAGCCCCCGUGACCGACCUAAAUAGCAAUAUGAAAGGCUCACGAAUGUCAGGAAAUGUCUGAUUCACACUAACCAGCAAACCCACGCGUGUUCGCAGCAAAGUUCAGUCACGUGGUCCCCCCGAUGCACCCUGGAAACAAUGUUUACCUUCUGUAGACCGUGACGUCACCGACCCUACUUACAACAGUGUCACUAAUGGCUUCUAGCACUUUGUAAACGGAUUGUUUAUUUUUUGUGCAUUAACUUUUUGUGUAAUUAUUUUACACACGGAGAUUUCCUCUCCUGUGUUAAAAAGGCAAAGCAUGCUACAGAUUCGUUAAUAGAGGAGCCCUCCUCCACAACAACCAACCCCAUUUUACCCCAGAACUCCAUGCUUCUCCAAAAUAUGGAAGCAAAGAAAGAAUCUGGAAGAAGACUGCGCUCAGUUGGCCGGAUGAGAUACGCAGAGCACGAGGAUCUGUCAGACGUGGAGGAGAUGGUCAGCAUCAGGAGCUUCAGCCUGGAGCAGAAGGUCAGCAGCAACACCUACAAAGGAGACUUCGUUCACUACAUGGAGGGCAAAGAUUUUACUUAUGAAUAUGUUCAAAGAGAAGCUCUUAAAGUACCUCUUCUAUUCCGAGCUAAGGAUGGACUUGGCAUUAAAAUGCCACACCAAGAUUUCACUGUAAGAGAUGUGAAGCUUUUAGUGGGGAGCCGGCGCAUCGUUGAUGUAAUGGAUGUUAACACACAGAAGGGCAUUGACAUGAGCAUGUCACAAUUUGUACGAUACUAUGAAACUCCAGAAGCCGAAAGGGAUAAAUUAUACAAUGUGAUAAGCCUGGAAUUCAGCCACACAAAGUUAGAAAGAGUGGUCAGGAGACCCACUGUGGUGGAUGCGGUAGAUUGGGUUGAUAAUAUGUGGCCACAGCAUUUAAAAGAAAAGCAAAAGGAAUCAACAAAUGUUAUCUCUGAAAUGAAAUACCCUAAAGUGAAAAAGUAUUGUUUGAUGAGCGUUAAGGGCUGCUUUACAGAUUUUCAUAUUGAUUUUGGAGGAACUUCCGUUUGGUAUCACGUUUUUCGCGGUGGGAAGGUAUUUUGGUUGAUCCCUCCUACUGUGCACAAUUUACAGCUUUAUGAGGAAUGGCUUCUAUCAGGGAAACAAAGUGAUAUCUUUUUGGGAGACCGAGCACAAGGGUGUCAGAAAAUUGAACUCAAGCAAGGGCACACUUUCUUCAUUCCAUCAGGAUGGAUUCAUGCGGUGUACACCCCAGCAGACUCACUGGUAUUUGGUGGCAACAUAUUACACAGCUUCAACAUUCCUAUGCAGCUUCAAGUAUAUGAGAUUGAAGACAGAACAAGGGUGCACGCAAAAUUCCGAUAUCCCUUCUAUUAUGAGAUGUGCUGGUAUGUCUUGGAAAAAUACGUCUGUGCUUUGACCAAACGGUCUCAUCUUACCAAGGACUAUCAGAGAGAGUCAAUGGUAAUAGAUACCACAAGGAAAAGCAGUAUUGACAGCUUGUCCUCAGAUUCUUGGCUAGAAAUGGAGGAAGAGUCCUGUGACGCGCACACACGGGAGGAAAAAGAUGAGAAUAUGGAGAAAGCAUCAAAGCUAUCAGGAGAUAGUUCUUCUGCACCAAACAGCCCACACUCCGAGGGAAAGCAAAAGACAACUCUAAUGCAAUAUCUUAAGAGGACUUUGUCAAAUGAUUCUGAUGAAAGUGGCAAGUCAAACGCCCCUAGUGAUUUCCCAAAAACUCCAACAGGAUCACCAGCCACAGACCUUUCUGCAAGGUGGACGCAUCUAACAGAAUUUGAACUGAAGGGUUUGAAAGCUCUUGUUGAGAAACUGGAAUCUCUCCCUGAAAGUAAAAAAUGUGUCCCUGAAGGGAUUGAAGACCCACAGGCACUUCUGGAAGAUAUGAAGACAGUACUGAAGGAGCAUGCUGAGGAUGACCAGAAUCUAGCCAUUUCUGGGGUACCCGUGGUAUCUUGGCCAAAGAAGUCCAGUAAGAACCGUGCAGUCGGGAGGCCCAAAGGGAAGAUUGCCACCUCCCCUGGAGUGAAACUUGCAGCAAACAGGACGAGUUCAGGGGCUCGACGGCGACGGACACGGUGCCGUAAGUGUGAGGCAUGUCUGCGCACCGAGUGUGGCGAAUGCCAUUUCUGCAAAGACAUGAAGAAGUUUGGAGGACCAGGAAGGAUGAAACAGUCGUGUAUAAUGAGGCAGUGCAUUGCUCCCGUCCUCCCACAUACAGCUGUUUGUUUGGUGUGUGGAGAAGCAGGAAAAGAAGAUUGUGUGGAAGAACAAGAAGCAAAGUUUAAUGUUAUGUUAAUGGAAUGCUCAAUCUGUAACGAAAUUAUCCACCCAGGUUGCCUUAAGAUAAAGGAAUCGGACGGGGUGGUGAAUGAUGAACUUCCAAAUUGCUGGGAGUGUCCGAAAUGCAACCAUGCAGGAAAAACUGGGAAAGCCUACAAGCAAAAAAGAGGCCCAGGAUUCAAAUAUGCUUCUAAUCUGCCUGGGUCCUUGCUGAAAGAACAGAAGGUUAACCGGGACAAUAAGGAGGUAACUGAGGUGGUUAAACGGAAAGUGGAGAAGGAGGAGACCCCCAGGCAGAACCCAGAGGAGCAGCCAAAAAAGAAAAUCGUGGAGGCAGUGAUUAAAAAAAAACCUGAGGAAGGGCACAUUAGAAAGAAAAGGAAAUUUGAGAAGCCUCCAGAACCUGCGGUUCGAAAACGGUUAAAACUUGCAAAAGAAGACAAGAUCUUCAGGAAAAAGAGAAGAACUUGGAAGACACCAGACGAAAGAGCUUUGGUUGCCAAAACGCUACGCCGUAUAAAACAGGAGCCAGAGGAUGAUCUUCCAGAAAUGGCCCCCAAAAACAAAGAAAGCGACCAGUCAAGGUCAAGCUCACCAACCGCAGGUCCAAGCACAGAAGGGCCAGAACUCAAGGAAAAGAAAAAGAUCAGGAGGAAGAGAAAAGUUCCUAACAAGGAGCUUAGCAAAGAAUUGAGCAAAGAGUUGAAUCAGGAGAUACAAAAAACAGAAAACAGCCUUGCCAAUGAAACCCACCAUCACAUAAAGUCAGAGCCAGAAAGUGAGGGUGAGGAGCCCAAAAAAUGCAUCAACAGUAGUGCUGAAAGGAUACGACGGUUUAGUAAGGAGGUCAAUGGGACCCCAAAAGAGUUUAGGAAUCAGUUGUUUCCAAGCCCAAGAACUACACCAAGGGUUAUUACACGUCCACCUCCUUCCCUGUCUCCUCCAAAGUGUAUGCAGAUGGAGCGCCAUGUGAUAAGGCCUCCACCAAUUAGCCCUCCUCCAGACUCUCUACCGUUGGAGAAUGGAACAUCUCAUGUUAUGCAGAGAGAAGUCUGGAUGACUAUCUUUAGCUACCUCAGUCACAGGGACUUGUGCAUCUGUAUGAGAGUCUGUAAAACAUGGAACAGAUGGUGCUGUGAUAAAAGACUGUGGAAACGAGUUGACUUGAACCGCUGUAAAUCCAUCACCCCACUCAUGCUCAGUGGAAUUAUUAGGAGACAGCCAAUUUCACUUGAUCUCAGCUGGACAAAUAUAUCUAAAAAGCAGCUCAGCUGGCUCAUGAACAGACUUCCAGCUCUCCGUGAUCUUAACUUGUCAGGCUGUUCUUGGAUUGCGGUGUCAGCGCUUUGCAGUUCCAGCUGUCCCUUACUAAGGUCUCUUGAUGUCCAGUGGGUGGAAGGUUUAAAAGACGCACAGAUGCGAGACCUCUUGUCUCCUCCUACAGAUAACAGACCAGGUCAGAUUGAUAACCGCAGCAAAUUACGGAAUGUCACAGAAAUGCGCCUGGCUGGACUUGACAUCACAGAUGCCUCAUUGCACUUAAUGAUUCGGCACAUGCCUCUUCUUUCCAAGCUGGACCUGAGCUAUUGCAACCAUGUGACAGAUCAGUCCAUUAACCUGCUCACGGCAGUGGGUACCCCCACCAGGGACUCAUUAUCAGAAAUUAAUUUAUCAGAUUGCAAUAAUGUUACAGACCAAUGCCUGACCUACUUCAAACGCUGUGGAAACAUCUGCUUAAUUGACAUGCGAUUCUGUAAGCAAGUUACCAAGGAAAGCUGUGAACAGUUCAGAGCAGAAAUGUCUGUAAUUGUACAGUUUGGACAAAAAGAAGAAAAACUUCUACAAAAGAUCAGCUAACUGUAGGACAUUUUGUGUAUAUGUGUAUAUAAAUAAAUUAAAUAUUUUUUAUUUUCUUUAAUAAUGUACAGAUGAAAGACAGUAUUGGCCUUACAAGAAAUAAGAUGGUGGUUUGUGUUUACUAACCUCUCAUACUAGGCUUCCUGCAAUGGCUUCUCCAGCACUUCAGUGACCAGCUGAUGGUUAACACUGGAACAACGUUUUGACCUUUCAAGUACACUAAUUUAUAAUCCAAGGGCAUGCACAUGGUAGUGUCUCUCUUGUUGGCUCUAAAACUGUUCAUAUUAUAAGGGGGGUCUUUAUUUUAUUUUUUUAUUUUUUUUUCUUAUUGUGUUUAGAAAGUGGAUCACAACAAAUCGUUAAGCCUUCCCCCAAAAAAACACCUGUCAUAUUAUGCAGCACUAUUUUUGUAUAAACUAUUUAAAAACCUAUAUUUGCAGUGUUGUGUAAGUGCAUACGAACGUUUGCUUUUUGAUACUAAUGUUGCUAUGUACAGGAAGUUCAGGCAGUGGUCCAGAUGAAGCCAUUUGUGGACACUUGGGUAGCAUGUUUCAGUAGCUUUCUACACCAGACCUAUGCAUGCAGAGCAAUGAUGUAUGUUUAGUUGUUUCACAAGGCUGUUAACAUUUUAGUUUUUCACCUUCUGAACACAGUGACCCAGCCCAGCAUGAACGUUUACCGCCUGCCAGACAUUGGUGUAGUGAUGCCGAGAAAAACAAAGGAACUGGCCUUUUUUAUUUAAUGUGCCAGACAAUUGUAACAUACCUGCCUCCAAAAGUGCCAUUGUUGUAAAAUCUUUAAGGUUUUUUUUUUUCUUCAAAUUAUGUUUCAAAUUUGUGUUAACUACAUCAAAGAACAAAGUUCAUUCUGACCACCAUUUGCUGGUUGUAGCUUCCUCUCGUUUGUAUAAAGAGCCAGAUCAGGUACAAAUAAGAGCACAGAGUUUCUGGCUGUGUAUCUUCAGUAAAUACCACUUGUGUUUCUCCUCGUGUAAAAUAGAUGCCCCUUGCACUGGAUCAUAAGAAAUGGGGUUAUCAGUCUGUAUAAAUGAAUGCAGAGAAAUACACUGCAAGUCUAUCCCACUCCUCCACUAUGGAGUCAGAUGUAUAAUUUUUUUAAUGUUAGUAAUGUUGUUGGAAUUGUAUCAUGUUUAUUUAUGGAUACAUUUAUUAAAAUCUUUUACUACA
Molecule: messenger RNA, 5412 nt
Organism: Bombina bombina (fire-bellied toad)
Lineage: Eukaryota; Metazoa; Chordata; Amphibia; Anura; Bombinatoridae
Gene: KDM2B
Product: lysine demethylase 2B
Exons: 22
Coding region: 443-4225 (1260 amino acids)
Biological process (GO): protein demethylation; regulation of transcription by RNA polymerase II
Molecular function (GO): protein binding; transcription coregulator activity; zinc ion binding
Source: RefSeq, a predicted model, not a curated record